AAGUCCAAGAACGUAGCAGCGGAACUCGACGUCAGAGACGAGAACAACGCUGCGCAGCCUGGAUACGUAAAGGCGGGAACCCCUGUCCAGUUCUUCAACGAGGUGCUGUUAUGUUGAACAAGAUGUUGUUGUUGUCGAAAUUUUUGAAACAAAUGCUGUAGCGCUUUUUUGUACAUUAUUCGUCUCAGAAUGAAAAUUUUCCAUUUUGAGACGAAUAUUGCCCAACUGAUCCCGGGGCUUCAUGUGCGUUUUUUGGCUAAAAAACCGCUUUUCUAUGUUCGCUGUUGGCAUGGUGUUACUCCAUACUUACGACCACAGUCCUCUUGGAGGUUUUGUUUAAAACUUCGGUGGAGGUCUCCAUGAUAAAUUGAUCUUCUUUUUUAGUUGUAGGCUUGGUAUUCAAAGCUUCGGAGUACUGAUCUACUUGGCAACCUACCAUGCCAUACCUAACCUUUCGUAAGUUGUGCUAAAAGUAGACAAUCAUGCUGAUGAGCGUCUUUCCAUCCUCUAAGCACCCACAUGAGUUUCGGGAAAGCUAUUGGACAUGUUGCUCACCCCGGCGAAGGCCCAGACGAUGUCAAGGCUAGGCAAGAGCAGGUAUCUGACUUAUGAAGGGCAAACUAUGCAUUAUCUACCUCCUAAAAAGACUUUCGUCCUCCAUGUGAGGUUCAUUUCCCAGCUGCGUCCUAGUAUCUUGAUUCCAACUAGAACUAUGACUAUGUACUAUAAGAAGUUACUUCUUGUUGAUAGAAGCUAGUUGUAAUGCUAGGAGUACAACUUCUUGCCCAGUAAAAGACUCACCUUCGUCAACAUCGUAGUUCUUUUCAUCUCGUGCCAGCGAAGUCAGUCAGCGGCAAGACCGCCGCUUAUACAAGCAUUUGGCGGAUGUGGGGAGGGCAGAGUCAGAGCGCAAGACCGAAAGCGAUGACGAUGAUGACGACGAAACCAAAGAGCAUGAAGGAAAGAAAGGCCCACACGAUUCAACGACGAUGGAAGGAGACUGGCGAGAAAAAUACACGGGAGAAAUUAUGACUUCACAGAGCUGCAGUUGUCUUUGUCUUUCUUGUUCCACUGCGUCCGCGAAGCUACUUAAGCUCACUCUAUUACAAACCUAGUAUAUACUAGGCUUGAGCGCCCGGUAGCACUCCUCCCACUAGGAUCAUCCACCCCCGGCACGCACUUCCUCAAUCCCGGCGCGAUUUCGCUUCCCCGGCCCCUCCCCCGCGCGCCAACCGUCUGGCGGCGUUGAUCGUUGGAACAAGAGCAGGGCGGGGGACGGCGUGCGGCCAUUGAUUGAAAAGGUACAGGCUGAAGCCGUUGGCUUGUCGGUGUGCUCUUCUUUUGGUAGGUUUGGCCUUCUUUGCGUGCAAGUUGCAGCGAUCGAGCUUGCAGCUUGUCGCGGUUCCUCUCCUUGUGAUACAAUCAAAAACUUCGGAUGGGAAUUUUUCGAGUUUCUUUUUUAUAUAUUGGGUAUAGUCAAAUGCUUUGGGCUUCCGGUCUCAGGCUUGAAACUUUGAGACAUUGAGGCGCAGCCUUUAGUCUUAAGCUUUCAGCCUUGGACUUUGGGCCUGGGGCUUUCAGCUUCGCGCUUUCACUUUUGAGCCUUCAACUUCGGGCGUUCACCUUGGGGCUUUCGGCUUUGGGCUCUCAACUUUGAGCUUUCAGCCUUGGGCCUUCGACUUCGGGUCUUCAGCUUUGAGCCGUCUGGUGUGAGCUUUCAGUUUGACACUCUAAGGCCCAGGGCUAACCAAUUCCCGGGCCUUUUUCAAUUUUUUGAGUUUAUUCAAACCGUGAAGGCUUUGGCUUUAUCGCGUAAGGCUUAAAAUUCGCGCCCAUCUGCGUGGAGUCAGGGCUAACCAAUUCCGCGGCAUUUUUUUCAAUUAAUUUUUUGGGUUUAAAUUCCAUAAGUUUUGGCGUUAUCGCGUAGGUGAAGGAUUUAACUUUCGCGCCCAUCUGCGUGAGGUCACUCAGGUCUUCUAACCAAUUCCCAAGCUUCGCAGGCUCAUAGACAUAGUCGUAUGCUUGCAAGUUCAUAAGUUCCUAAGUGCCGCCGGUGGUGAUGAUGAUGAUGAUGAUGCGAGCCCACCGAUCGGGUGGGGCGGGGUGCGUAAGCUCCUAAGUUUAUAGGCGCAGGCAUGUAGUCCCAGAACUUCGGAAGGCUGGGAAAGUUCGGAAUGUUUGGAAAGCUCGGAAAGGUUGGGAGGGUUUGGGAAGUUGGGGCCGCCGGGAAUGGAGUUGGGAAAGCUGGGGAAACUGGGAAAGUUGAGAAAAGUCGAGAAAGUUGAGAAAGCGGGGAAGGUUGGAAAAAAUUGGGAAAAGCUGGGAAAGUUGGGGAAGCUGGGAAAGCAGCGAAAGUUGCGAAAAGGUGGGAAAACUAAGUUGGAAAAGAGUGGGAAAAAGUUGAGAAAACUUGGAAAAGCUUGGGGAGACUUGGGAAACUUGGGAAGCUUGGGGAGCUUGGGAAAGUUUGGAAAGUUCAGGAGUCUGGAAGCUGGGAAAGCUGUGGAAAGUUGGAAAAAGGACGGAGAGCUGAAAAGCUGGGAAAAGUUGGGAAAGUUCUGAAGCUUGGAAGUUCAUGAGUCAGAAAGGGAAGGCUGAGAGCUUGGCAGGGUCGUUGUUGUUUUUUAAUUUAGCUCGUUAAUAUUUCUAUUUCUAUGUCAAUCUCGUCAAAUCUACUUACCACAACUGCUCGACUUUUUCAUAUCUAGAGGAGCCAGCAGAAUAGAAUACGAUGACGAUGAAGUGAGGCCAGAGGUGGGCGCUGAUGUUGCAGAUGAUGAGGAGAAGAGCCUAACCAGAAACAGCAAAGCCAGACUAGAGGAACAGAUAUAUUAAGGGAAAAAAUAUGUAGAUGAAGUUGUACGCUAGUACUUGAAGAUGUCCUUUUUGUAGUGAUCACGAAGCAAAGCUCGCAUGCUUUGGUGCUAGCGGCUACUUCUAGCUUUGAUGUUGAUCAUUAAGUUUAUAGAAACUCGCGCUCGCCCAUGAGAAGAUUAUAUCCUCAUUCCACCAAGCAGCAAUGCUCUUUGUUCCCCUCUUCUAGCUGCAGGGAAAAAUGUUGACUGCUUGUUCACUAAUCUCCCGGUCUUCGCCGCAUUACCUUCGUCGGUGCACAGCAUAUUAGAGGAGGCCGCCAUUUCAGACGUCUUCCGAAACGAGCCUGUGACGAGUGGAAGCAGAUCUUGGAUCACGGCGAAAACAUGGACAGAGAUAGAGAAGGUGUUAUGUUGGACAGAGAUAGAAGAGGUAGAAUCGACUAACAUCAUCAUCAUUGAUGCCGUUAUGGCAUGAUGGAAGCUAUAAAGCAACGUGUUAUAAUAAUGAUGUUGUCGCCUAGAAGUAAGGUAAAACUGAUACAAUGAGGCAAUGAGGCUGAAGCGGACGAUUAUUAUACUUACGAAUGGGCUGAGGGUUGAGAUUGAUACUAGGUUAAUACUGGAGAUAGAUCAUGAAGACUGCAUUUUGUGCAGAGGUGUAAAAGACACGACGAGGUUGUCUCCUCCUCUAACAAUUCAAAUACAACUCCCCGAGAGGUCAUCCGACUGCUAGCCAGCACGAUCUGCGGAUUUUUUGAAAUGCGUCUGGUUUUGUGGGAUUACCAGAGAGGAAUAUUGCCGGAAGUAAUUUUAUGAGGAAUCAAUAAGAACAAUAAGAUUAUACUCGAAAACUGAAAAUAACCGAGUUUUUACUGACUGAAAUAGGGGAGGUAGCUCUGACAAGGCUACUCUUCCUUGUUCAGUAUCUCGCUUAUUGUAAGUAGUUGCUCGCUUAUUUCAGUUUUUCGAAUACUUAAAAACCUCCUAUUCAACAUUGCUCGCUCCUCUUAUCCAAGCCUUCCUCCGAAACCCCCUCUAACGGAAGAAACAUAGUCCCUCUAACGGAUGUUUCUCCCCUCUAACGGAAGACUUCCUGCUACGUCCGGGAAUGGAUCCUCGCCUACGACAAUUCGCAAAACGUAUCCCCUAUUAAGGGUUACCACAUUGCAUCCUUCACUACCAUCCUUGACUUUUUUCCCAGUAGGGAAAGGGUCAGGGAUGAUCUGAAGAAUGCAAUGUCGCAACCUCUAACCCUACGCAAACCUCUUCACCUUAUCCCUCACUCUGGCGAAAAACGAUCUGAUCAAAGCUCUGUGGCGGAAAGCGGUGGGCGAAAGCGUCUGUGAAUUCCCCUCCUUGUAUGCUGUUAUGAUCAAGCUACUUGCUGAGCACAAGUAGAUGUCUGGGUUCUGGUAUUUGGUAACCUGAAUUUGAUCCUAAGGGAAAACAAGAAGAGAACCCUUCAUGUCUGUGUUUAUUCACCUUGUUCUAAAAGAAACAUAAUUAUAUGCUAGCCGCCUUCUUCAAUCAAGAACUCAUCGCCCCUAGUACUGCCACGAGGAGUAGAUGACUAAUGAUCCAACUGAUAGAGCGUCUAAACACCAUGAUGAUGAUGAUUUUUUAGUUGGUUUUUGAUUGUUCAGCGUUUAAUCCUAUGCCGCUAGAAGAUCUCCAACCACCAUCUCCUGGGCGAAUCAUUUAGUUACUCCUGCUACUCAUACUUGUACUCCUGCCAUGAUCACGAACCAAAAACUUCUCGUUCUUUUCCCUCUAACCCUUGUGCCGAAAUGUCAGAUCUAGUUCCCGCUUCUGAAAGGACUACUAUGUUAAGGCUUCCUUCUAGAUUUUAAGGGGAAAAGGGGGCCCAAGAAGAAGAAAGAUGGUGCUGAAGAUGGAUUUUUCUUACAACUUCUAACUAUGCAAGUCUUAGCGGCUGAAAUGGAGUGCCCACGAGGAAAGGAAUUCUACAACAUGCUCAGGACAUCCGUCACAGAUCCUCUGCGUUUCUACGGUUUACUUCUCGCUCCUGGAGAUAGGGAACUGGCGCAGUUUUUUCCGAGGUUAUGACGGGACUCGAAUGAAGUAGGUAGUACUAGAUUGAGACAGGGAACUGGCGCAGUAGUUUUUUCCGAGAUUAAUAUGAUGAGUGGACUUAUAUGAAGUAUCAGAUUCAGAUGCAGGAGCAGGUGCGUCCGAUUGAACAAAGCGCUUCGUUGUAAGUAGCAGGCUUGGCCAAGAACAGCUCUUCUACUAGUAGUACAGACCCACCUGAAUCCCCCUACUAGUAAAGGCACUCAAUAGUCAAUAGAACAUACACAACUGAAUACUUACCAAUGUUUUCUCUAACACUCAUGUUAGCGCAUUGGCCUCAAAAGUAUGCUUACUACCGAAAUAAGUAUAUACAGCUCAUCCUCAUGUUAGCGAAUUGUCCCCAAAAGUAUGAAGGGUUUUUCUAACACCCAUGCUUGCGCAGUGGCCCCAAAAGUAUGCUCAUCGAAUGAAGAGCAUGCCGGUUCUGUUGUGCCAGUUCUUCAGUGACGCAGGGGUCCAAAACAACAAGCAAGUUGUGGGAGGAGGAGCAGCAAGUGCGCCUAUAAUUGGUUUUAUGGAGACUUCGUUCUGGUGAAGGAUCCAUUGAAUGGUUCUGGCAUUUUUGGUAUAGCCUGAAUUUGAUCCUAAGGGAAAACAAGAAGUUCUAAUGCAACAGGUUCCUCCGCUUCCGUCACGACAGGGGACGAGGAUAGCAAUGUAUUUAUAAUAUAUAGAACUUCUACUACUUUUGGGUAGUUCUAAUGCAACCGGUUCCUCCGCAUCCGUCACGACAGGGGACGAGGAUAGCAAUGCAGUUUUGCAAGAAGCGUUGAAUGAGGCAUGGCGCGAUCCAGCUCUAGAACGCUCAGCCAGAGAGAUUUUGGACGUAGAAGCAGACGCUCUAGAGAGUGCCAUCGAAUACCUACGCGCUGAUGGGUGGCAUAACGUCGUCGUGGAUAACUACAUUAUGAUACGCGGCAUGGGUACAUGUUCAUGUAGUACUAACUAGAAGUAUAAGUAGUACAUGUACUAGUACUAGAAGUAUACGCUCAAAGCACUAAAUAGAACAACCGGUUAGUUUUUACCUCUAGCGUGUAGCCCUUCAAAGAAUACAUUAUGAUACGCAUGGGUACAUGUAGUACUAACUAGAAGUAAGUAGAAAGAAGUAGUAGCACAACUAGUAGGACUACUAGUAAGGCUAAUGAUCAUGAUGAUAAACCAUAAAGACGACGAGCUCCUGUGCAGUUCGUACGAGGACUAAUAUAGUUCAUGAUCAUGAUGAUAGAGACGAGCUCUGUGCGUUCGUGUUCGUGGUGCUGGUGUACUAGGUGUGUGCUCCUCUAACCUUUGUUUUCAAGAGAUCUUCAAGUGGCUCCGAAAGCGACACCAACCGAUUGCGCAACCCGGUCACUGGCGAUCAUGGUUCUGUGUCGAUCGCGAUGAGGAUAACUGGCGGGAAUUAGGAGAGCAUCGAGGAGCUUAUGAAAAGGACAUGAUAGCUCUACUAAUUUUAAUAAAUGACACAAAUUUAUUAAAAACUUUAACAAGUAGAGCAGUACGUAGGACUCAUUCUUGUUCUUCUUUUCGUCCUCCCUUUAAGAACAACAUGCAGGCUUUCUUGGAGCGUCCUCGCCGACGCCGAUUCUACACGCUCACUCCUCACACGCAAUUCAAGGAAAUGCAGGAGCAGCUUCAGGUAUAGCACAAUUAUGACAAUUUGUGCUGCAUGUCACUUGAACAAGAUCCCUCUUCGUCCACUAGAAGAAGUAUGUUCAGUGGAUUAUCAAUAUGAAUGAUUGUUCUCCCAUGAUGCAAUGAUCUGUUUCAGUAGUGUAGGUAGCGAGAUGACAACUCCCACGACCUCACAACUCCCAUAGCAGACGAGGAUCAGUUUUCCACACCGAAAUCGUGUACUGACAAUCUGGGAGCACUGUGUGAAGAUACGCGUAAAUGCUGCAACGAGGAACAUCGUUGCGUGCGCGUUAAGGGUGAAAAUGCUCGCUGUGUGGAGCUUUCAGCCUGCGGCGAAAAAAACAAAUUAGGCGACUACGAAGAUUGCUUCGAAUUGACACCGGGUACUAUUACAGAGUAGUUUAUAGCACGCAUGGAGUAGCAUGGAGUGCAUGGAGCGCAGAGCUCUAAGGGGCGCAAGAAGCUCCCCCUUUAGCUCCAUGCUACUCCAUGCGAUCCAUGCACUCCAUGCCAUGCGAGCUGUGAAACCUUAUAAAUUGCUCUGCUAUUACUUUAAUCAUUCAAUAAUUGUCGGCAUCAUGGAAAUGGAAUAGCUGCAGGGUGGAUUUUCCUUCCUUGUCCUUCCUUGCUUACUCUUUCGUUCAUCUCUGUGUCUAAGACUUUACAGAAUUCCCUUUGUCCAACGAAGUCCGGCAAAAUAACUUAAUAGCGGCUGAAGUGAUGAUUGUCAUCUAGUAGAUUGACGUAGACUACGUACUAUGAAGAUCAGGUAAAAGGUUCCAUGACAUGACAUGACAUGACAUGACAUGACAUGACAUGACAUGACAUGACAUGACAUGACAUGACAUGACAUGACAUGACAUCUACGCACUACGUGACAGGUAAAUACUAACAUGACAUUGUCAUCUGCGUACUAGGUAAAUACUAUGAAGAUCAGGUUGUAAAAGCGACAGGUAAAUACUAUGAAGAUCUUCAGGUAAAAGCGCCAAGGGUGAUGCUGAAUCAAGGAAGCAGCAUAAGAUGGCUCUCGUUAUCGAGGACUACGCCGAAUGUGCAGGAUGGCGCAAGUUUCCUGGCUACACUGCAGAAGAGGUCGAUGGUACCCGCCAUCUAAGUCGACACAUGAGUGCAAUCCUGAGUAUUUCUUAAGGCUCAGGAGCUUUCAAUGGUGGUCACCAUUGGUCAUCGGUGUUGUUCCUCAAUGGUCACCACUGAGAUCGAAGAGGCGACCCCUUUUUAAGAGAACCAACAGGGGAAAUAAGCGAAGGGAAAGGGGAGAGCUUUGAAGGGGGUCCCUUCCGUUCAGAGUCAUGAUGAUCAUGGAAGGCUGAGCUUUAAACUUCGACGCACCUGCUGGAUCAAGCGAAGAUGACACCGGACGCAGCGAACGACGGAGCAGUUUUGCUGCACUUGGAACAACAGAGACAAAACUGGGAGAAUUUUAUGAAGAAGAGGUAGAGGACAUCACUGACUUGCUUUAAUUUGAAAAAGUGAAUAAGGAGGUCGUGGACUAGUACCCUCUUGCUCGCUAUACAACUAUACAACAUGAUGGAUCUCCUUCUCCUACUCUUUGUCUUCAAUCACACGACAGUGACAACACCAGCACUGUAUGAAAACUAGAAUGAACAAGGAAACGGGCCCCGCUCUUCUAAGACCCCACCUUCCGGAGCAAGCCAGGAUGAGGAUGGCAUACGUGGAAUGUCUACCUCGUUUCGACAUAGGUGGCAACCUGUGGACCCCAGACAAUUCUACUUCCAGAUGUGGUCACCUGGUGCCUGGCUCACGCGUCGGCUUUUCAGAUCAGCUGAUGAUUUAUGUUGAGCUACCAGAUAAUCUUCCUUCCACCUCGUCACCAUUCUCCGCCUCCUCCUUCCACCUACAACUAGAAUGCUUGUCGUUGUCCGUCCCAUAGAAAAAUUCUUGUUUCCACCCUCCGUACCACUAGAAGGCUUAUAAUUCGUCCCAUAGAAAAAUUCUUGUUUCCACGACCCUAUAACGUAAGUAAGAUCAGCUGAUGACUUAUAUGUUGAGUCACCAUACAAGUGAGACCAGAUAAUCACCCUAGUACAACGUCUAAGUAAGUAUUAUAUAUCAAAACACUUGUGCUUGAAGAUGUUCUUGUUCCCCUUGAAUCCUCUUUGUUUAGUACAACUUCUUCCUUUACAACAACUUCUCUGACUAAUAAGUGUAGCCAUCGAACGUCGUGAGGGUGAAGAUGAGGAAGCGGCGGAAAAUCGAUACGAUGUUGCUUUGCUCUGCAUUUUCUUGUUUUUGCUGAUAUUAUGAACAAACGGACACGCUUGUGGAGGAGGUCAAAAUUUAGGAAAAACUUAUUAGGGGAUCAUAUUAUUGUGGUUCCCUAAAAUAAAACUUUUCCUAAAUAAAUUCGUAUGUGCCUUUAAGCGUCGUGUCCGUUUGUUUCUAAUGAUAGGUGGCAUCCUUUUCCUCAUUCGGCUCUUGCUAGUCGACGCAAGUUCGGACCCGGAGGAAUUGUUCUUAAGAUGGGAGGUUCUCAUAGUUUUGUCGUGUGUCUUACUUAAGUAUUUGAAUUGGACACUUUCCCCUCCUGUAUUAGAUAACCCAAAAUCAGAUAUGUGCUGCUCGUUCUUAGGUUAUUUUUGUUCUAGUACAGGGCUAGCCCUUAAUCUUUGAAUAAGCACCGUCUAGUCGAUGUACAUUAUUUAACCACGCGCACAUCUAACGUUGGCUGCCAGUCUAGAAGAGCAACAACAAAAUCAACAACAAGGAAGUGACGGAGGGGGAGGAGGAGACGGAGGCGAAAGGCAGUUAUGACUUUUCGUAUUUCUUCUGAUAUUAAAGUUUUACUAUCCUAUCCUAGUUGUUACUACAUCCUAUCCUAUCCUAUGUACGAUUGGUAUUAUUUUUUUUUAUUGGCAGUGGCUUCUCCUGUUAAUGUAAAGACUUUUGGUAUUAUUUUUUCGAGUUUUAGAUAUUAAAGUCCAAGUUCGUUGUAGUACUCGAGCACUGGUGAGUUCUCCGCUUCAAAGCAUAUUUUUAAAUAAGUACUCGACAUUGAUCUUCUUAAUCUCAUAAUCAUGUUAAUUUUAAUUGUGUACUUGACCGAUCUUCAACUUAUACAACUUAUACCUACUACAGCUUCUUCUCCGAUCAUCAACUUAUACAACUUACAACUACAGCUUCUUCUAAGUAGUCCUUCCGGCGGUUCGGAUGCAGCUGAGCGAGAGAGUGAGGGGCGUCAGACUAGACCUGACGAGGAGUACAUGCCAGCAACUGCAUCGAUGUCACCUAGGGCACCACGGUUCAUCGUUGAAGGCGACAGCCUUGGUCCUCGAGAACUGCAUGAAGGAGAAGAUGAUCCUCUUCCUGUAGAACAAAGUGCUAAAGCUAAGAGUGGAGUUAAGGCUAAGGGUAGGUUAAAGGUGCUUUUGUUACCGCUUGUUAUGGCUGUCCCCCUUAGGAGAGCCAUAACAAGCGGGGGACAAGCGGGACACACCAAAAAACUACCUCUAAUGGAGGAACAUCAAAAGAGACGACUAGUGGUAGUGGUGAAGCUAGUAGCAGCAGUACACCUAAGGCUGCGCCUGUGAAAAAUGUGAAAGUUGUUGAAACUGGCAGUGGUAGUGGAACUACUACUAAAGUAGGUGCUCCUGCUCCUGCUGGUUCAGCCGCAUCUUCCACGACGACCACAACUGCUACAAAAAAAGCAGCUCCUCCAACGUCUUCUAGUACUACAACAAGUGCAACAACAAAAGCACAUCACGCUGUAAUAUCAAAAGCACCACAUCAGGAGACUAGCAAAGCCGCGUCAGGAACUACAACAGCAUCGGUAUCAGCAGAAGCAACGCACAGUGGUCCGCCUGCAUCACAAAAAGCAAGUAGUGCAGCAACUCAACAUCCGAAGGCAGAAGCAAAAGACCACCAUCCCGCAAAUAAGGCUGGGGCGCCAAAGGGUGGAGGCCCCAAGAGUGCAGGGUUCCUCUACUACAGAGGCCCUGAGGGAGGUGUAUCUGGUGACGAACACGAACUACAAAGAGCAGAAAAAAAUCUAGCUAUGUCGUCGUCACAGUUGGAGCAAGCAAAGGAAGAAUGUGAACAUCUUCAGGUUUUAGAAGGAGGUUUACAUCUGAAGGAGGACAACAUAGGUGGAAGACAACAGGAGGAGGACAUAGAAGCAUUUUUACCUGCAGCUCCUGUGACAGUGGCUCCGCCUCGUUUUGCACCACCAAAACCAGCUGCGCCACCGUCCUCGAGUAGACCAGUAGUUGGGCCACCUGGCAAUUUCGAAAAAAAACAACAGUUUCGACAACAAGUACCAGCUGAGUCUGAAACAGAUACUGAAAAUCAACUACAGAAGAAAAUGCCUUCAUCUGCUUGUAGUACUUCAUCUAGUGAACAUCAAUCUUUAUCUUCUCUCAACAUAGCUAGUGCUAGAGUUGUUCUUGCAGAAGGUACUUCACGUGAUCUAGCUAGAGUUGUUCUUGCAGAAGGUAGUACUCAGGAAGAUCAGGUUGGACCAGAAGAUGGGACAAGAAUAGCCGGAUCAUGGGCGAAACAAGCUAGACAGGAAAGCAGUCAAGGCCAAAGUCAGCCCUCCACUUCUUCCUCUAGUGAUUUUGGUCUCCUGUCGGAGGGGGAACAAGCGGUUGAAGAAGACGAUCUUCACAUUGAUGGGUGCGUUGUUCCAGAAGAAGUGGAGGAGGACGACGCGGCCCAAGUAGAACCAAGUGGAGGGGCAAGAAGUUCUAGGUCUGCUUCAAGUCCGGAAUCUCAUAGCACUAGUGG
Messenger RNA from Amoebophrya sp. A25, 11303 nucleotides. The record is from the annotation of a GenBank genome assembly. Lineage: Eukaryota; Dinophyceae; Syndiniales; Amoebophryaceae.